GCAGCCGGCCGGCCGGCUUCGAGAUAAAUCGACACGGAAGAGUGUCGUAAUCGGGGCCGGGGUACCGUGGCACCCCACGUGGUGGGUGACGCAGGUGCAACAGCGCCUAUGUUCUCCUUCUCCCCUUUUCUCCCUCCCUCCCUCUCUGUCUCUCUCUCUCUCUCUUUUUCGCUCUCUCCGUAUCCUACGUUCUCUUUUCCAUCGACGAUACGACGACCAAUUCAUUCGACGAUGCAGGCAAAUACAUACGGUGACACGAAACUAAAGUAAAUAUAAAUUAACGUUUAACUUGUAAAACAUUCUUUCGGCAUUCGUGUCGCGUCGAUGGUUUAUUAGGAUACGGUCGAAGCCAAUCUUUCUUUGGAUUCUUUGGAUUCGUUGCGAGCAGUUGAAAAUUUCGAAUUGGGAACAUCGUAUUCGCGCAAGAGUGAAUAUUUCCUUCCUCUUCGAUUAUUAUUCGCGCAUCUUCUCGGUGUAAUCAACUUUUCGCUUUGAAAUAACGAGUUCGUUACGUUUCGAGAUAACCGCACGGACCGCUUCUCCAUCCCCGAAUCAACGUCAGCCACGAAACCAAUACAUCGGGAAGAGGACUCGAGCGAUAAAGUGUCACGUGAAUCGGCAGGGCAGGGUUUUAAAGCUCGAGACGAAAAUUACUGGAUAUGAGUGGAAGGGGAUGAUGAUGGGUAACGUGUGGAUGCAGAGAGGAAAAGAUGCACGGACUACUUUUUACCGUUGUCACUUUUUCUUGCUCUCAAUUUUAUCGAUUCCCUUGUCGAAGCCUCCUUUGUCAAACAGCCUCCGUUACGACCGAUGCAAAUUUUCGAUUCUAGAGUCGAGGUGUCAAGCGCGCGGACGAGACGAGACGAGACGAGACGAGACGAUUCUCGAGAUUGAAAAAAAAAAUAAUUCUCUGAAAAAAAAUAUAUUCGUCCUCGUUCCCCGCGAUCUCGAUUCUAAUCAUCAUCGAUCAUCGAGGAAAAGUAAGAAAAGAAAAGAAAAGGAAAGAAGAGGGGAGGGAGGGAAAAAAAAUAGACUAUCGUUCGCACAGAUAUAAGUAUCUCCUACCCCCUUGCCAUUAAACCGACACAACUCGAAAAACGUGUUUUUCGAGUUAUCACUAUGUAUGAGAAAGUUCUUUAAGGUUCUAUAGAUAAAUAUGAAAAAUAUAAAAAAAAUAACACUGGAUCCUGUCUCGUGAGAAUUAUACUCCUUUUUUCAUAAUGAAUUUAAUUAAACAUAAUAGUCAAAGUCGCUCCCUUGCAGUUUGUUCUUUCUUUUUUUUUUUUUCGUUUUUUUUUCUCUCUCUCUCUUCACUUUCAAGGAUAUGACUCAUCAAAGGAGUUGCAGGUACGCUCGAAAGGUACGAUCCUCGCAACAAAAUUUCCACGGGGGAGAGAUCGCAUUGUCUCGAGCAUUUGUCUUUUCGACGAGUUCCUCCUAAUGAUUUGGCGGUGAUCACCAGGCGGCGCUCGCGUCGUUACGCAACGUCCCAAUUCCACGCGAAACGAUGGAAGGAACACUUCCUGUAUCCCGGCCGCGAGACAGAAAAAACUUUUACCUUCGAUCGGCAUUAGCAUGGCUCGCGCAUGUUAUAUAUCCGUGAUACGAACGAUCCGCAUAAAACCGCGACAUGGAUGAAUCGUGGCCACCGGCCUCGUAAAUGUAUAUCUGUCGCGAAUUUUGCAAGCCGCCGUUUCAAAACUCCCUGUUCCCGUCUUAUCCGCUCUGUUAUGCUCGCCGCAAUGCCAAUUACUUUUUCCAUGUCUUCCUCGCCGAUCUUCCCACGAUCUUUCAGACAUUCGUCGGAUCAAAUGUUCAAAUUCGACGUAAACGAAGCUCUUCUCUUUUUAUCAAAUUAAUAAAUUAGCAAGUUGUUGGAAAAAUUUUUGUCUUUUUCAUUAUUUUAUCGAUACCGCGAUUAAUCGUAUCGUUCGAAGAAAACUCGCGUAAGGAGUUUGUUUCGUGGAUAAAUACGGAUAAGUAGAUACAAGAAAUUGAAAAUUUUCCAACGAGAAUCACGCGUUUCGUAUAUAUAUAUACGCGAUUCUGUUCACAUUGUACGUGUACAUUUCCAUUUUCCCGCGUAGAGAAGGAAAGAUCGGACGAAAUAAGAAUCGUCGAGGUGUUAUACGGGUGUUUAUAAUAAACAGACGAGAUGUAUGCACUUAUGUAUAGGCCGCCACUUGACCGUUAGAGCGUAAUGCACGACCGCUACAUGCAGAUCAACGUCACCGGGACGCUCUUUCCCGAUGCAGAAGAGAAGGGAUAAGGAGAAGAGAGAGAGAGAGAGAGAGAGAGAGAGAGAGGGGAUCAGGCCGUUACAUUUUCAAUAAUUUCUUACAUAACUCGUAACACCAUAGCCGGAACCAACUUCUAUCCAGGACAGUGGAAUAUUCCUGAGCUUUUCGGCCGGCUCGAUCUUUCUAGAUUCUUCAUUGAAUUGGGGGCCGACACCACGUCCGUUCCAUGACUACGAAUGGAUAUUAUCGAGAUAUUAUCGAUGAUUUCGCAAUAUUUUAAUUUCGAUUUCGAAUUUCAUAAACGAUUUUUCUCUUUUUUCUUUCUCUUGUUUUUUUUUCUCGAUCGAUGACGGAAGAAUUGUAAUAAUAUCGCGAAAUGAUAAUUCUGAAGAAGAAGAAGAAGAAGAAGAAGAAGAAGAAGAAGAAGAAAGAGAAAUCGAGAGGAUGUAUUUCAAGCGAAUUUGAUCGUUGAAGAGGAUAGAUAUCACAAGGUGGUUUUUUUUCUUUUUUUUUUUUUUUUUUUAAUUUAACGUAUCUCUCGGCUUAUCAUUAUACUUCACAAUGUAUUGAAAUGGUUGGAAGCUAAUUUCUGCCGUCUCGAAAGCCUUGAAGGAAGGACAAGGGCAGCCCCGUGAUCUAAUGCGAGGCGGAGGAUCUCAGCGUCUGUCGAUUUUAUUCAACGCUAAUCCAACCUUGAUUUUUGGCACUGCUCGCCUUCAAUACGAAUACGAGAAUAUCAAGCAGCUUUUGUAUCUCCGGAGAUCUAUCUGUGGCAACGUCGAUCGUGAUCCCAUCAGUUUGUAAUCUUCCAAAAAUAAACUCUUAAAAACUCUUCCCUCUUAACUUUUUCAUCUCGAAUAGUUCUUUUUCUUCUUCUUCUUCUUCUUCUUAUUCCGUUAUUUACUCUGACAAGACAUAUUCGAAUAAUUGUAACAAACACAAUGGGAAAAAAUAUCUCUCGCGAUGAGAAAAACAAUUUAUUAUUAUUCGUCGCUCGCGAAUAAUAAUAUUUAGCCGCGUUGCUGCGAUUCGAGCGUUGUUGCUUGUUGGGCUUCGAGAAAAGUGUGUCACCGAACCGCCUCGCCUCUCUCACUUUCUUCCGAUUCACUCUUCUCGCUCAAAAACAAUCGACGCCGAUUUUAAUAAUUCGUUUCGUCACACUUUUCCACUCCACGCUUGUAACUUGAAAAUUAAUCCCGACAACUCUCUCCGAAUUUAAUUAAAAAAAAAAAAAGAAAAGGAAAAAAAUGCUUGCAAAUUUAAUUUCGCAAGAAGAGGAGGGAAAAGAAGAAGAGAUCGAAACGCAGGGAUCCAACGAUCGAGAAGAGCCGUUGUUGAGUUAACCCGCGCGAAAAAAAAUAAAACCUGCCCGUCCGCGAAUGCAAGUGGAUAUUGAAAAUAAAGGAUAAGCGGCAGAUCCAAGACAUCCGGUAUCGUUCCAUUGUUGUCGAACGAAGCCUUGAUUUUGGCGGGACCUUCGUCGAGCGUCUGGCCGGUUCCCGAUAUCCGCCCAACGGAUCGGAUCGAUCCGCCUCACCUCUCGCGCUCUCGUUCCUCGUCGAUUCGCUUUUCGCGGACGCGCCGCGAUCUUGAAAUUCCGCGAGCCCAAGGCGCUUCGCUCGCUCGCUCGCCCGCUCGCGUGGGAUCGAGAUCGAGAUCGCAAGAGCGAGAAAACACGGCCGUCGGAUUCCUUUUUUUCUUCUUCUUCUUCUUCUUAAACCGGCCACGUGGAUCGAUUAUCUCGAUAUUCCUCCCCUUACGUCAUUUUUCUUUUUUUUUCCAACCAAUACACGUCUCGAAUUUCGAAGUAGAUUCGACAGUCUCCUUUGAUCUACUUUGAAUUAUCCCGAGAAUUAUUAAAUUUGUGUUAUAUAUAAUCGAGGUGAAAAAAUCUGAAGGAUCCACGUAUCAGAAUUUAUUCGUCGCGUGACUCGAGGUAUUUUAAUAGACGAUAGCUGCCGAGCGGUCUUAUUUCGCGUGCAACCAAAAUGGGGGCCAUCCCAGCCUCGCGUCGUUUCGUAUCCUUUCGAAAAAAUAUCCCCAAUUGGAUCAAACGAGGAAUGUGCUCCAAAUAUUUAUUCUCCAAACUCUCUGAUCAACGUAUUGCGAAUGUAUUUCGAUCCAUCAUCAGUGCGUGAGAAACUUCUCACGGUGAAGAAAAAAAAGAAGAAGAAGAAAAAGAAAAGAGGAAAAUGGAAUCGGCGUCCCUUCGUUCGCGUACGCGUCGUCGAAGGAGAGGUGUGGGGCGGCGCGUGGUUCGAUCGAAAGCGAAAUGAAAAAUCGGCGCGGGGGGUGGAAAGCGGGGGCCAAGCGAAAAAAGGAGCUUUGGCUGGCUGGAGGAGAGCCGAGGAGAGCUUUCCCGUUAUGCGCCUCCUCUCUAAGCCGAUUUCGAGCUGGCGGGCAGAGAGGCCGGUACCGCUAGCUUCCCAGAAAUCGACGCUCGAUAAUGCCUCUCGAUACGGAUGAAGCAAUCUCCUACUGUCGCGCACCGCCGCGAGGGGGGAAAAAAAGGCUGGUGGAAAGGGGUGGGGGGGCCGAGUGGCAGGGCCAGGAUGGGGGAAGUCGCACAUAUAGCCGACACACCACUAGCUCAUGUUUUAUUCAUCGAUUCGAAACAAAUUCGAAGCGUGUACUCUUCGUCGCGUGCUUCCUCUUCGUCACAGAUAACGUGGUCGUCCUUCUCUUAUCCGAGCUUUCAGGGCUAUACCUUCCCGUUCAGGGAUGUAUAGAAGACAUUCGAACACGACGUGAAAUCUCUUCUCUUCGCCAAUUUUAUUUUUCUUUCUUCCUUUUUCCUCUUUUCUCUUUGCUGGUCUUUGGCUUGAUAUUUUUCAAUAGAGGCAAUUUUUAUAUUUAUAUUUAUAUUUAUAUUUGUUCCUCGUAUUACGAAAUUUUUGUGUUUAUUUAUCGUUAUGAAAUAGAUUGGGUUGUAAUGUAUAUUAAUUCUGUUCGAGUUUGGUUUCGAAGGGAUAAAGUUCGAAGGAGAGCAUCGAAGUGAAAUAUAAGAUGUCUCGUCAGCCAAUCUUGUUUCGACAACUUCCGCGCUCUUGAUUAUUUGUAAUAUUUUCGAAAGGCACGGAUCGGAACGAAUCGUAUUUCUCGUUGGUGAUUCUUUUACUAUUCUUUCUUUUUUCUUUCUUUUCUUUUUUUUUUUUUUGGUUUCUUUUUCUGAUGCCAUUAACGAAAUCUACGUCAUACGGUUUCAUAAGUUUGCGAAAGUUAUUUGACAAUUCAAAACGUUUCGAAGAAAGUUCCCGAGCGGUAAAGUGGAUCAGAUCCAACGUAAAAAAUAAUUGCGUCUGACUUAAAUUCGAUUCUACUGAAUUGACCUACUACGUCCAGUGUUGACGUAUUGGUCAAGUAUCUUUGCGAAUUUCUUCUAAAGGAUGUCAGAAGAUCAAGAGAUUAUUAAAAAUGUUCGACCUAACCGGGAUAUUGAAUUUUUAUUCGGAGAAUACAGGUAUUUCUUCCUUUUAUUAGGUAUUGAGAAAAAUCAUUCGUUUUUCUUUAUCUUUUUUAUUCCCAACUUUGUGGCGUUAGAAAUAAUCGAAACACCACGACGAAACAUCGACGAAUUUUGGUUGGAAUAAACAAAUUUGCUACUUUAUCAAAAUUAUCUAUCGAUGAACAAUUAAACGUUUCCUGAAUUAUUUCCUCGAAACUAUUUACAAUAGGGAAAACAUGAUGAUUUUAUUUUUCAACAGCAAAAAGAACCUUUUUCUUCUUUUUCUUCCUCGAUCGAAUCGACGAACAUGGAUCGCGUCGCAAAAUUGCGCAACUUUCAUUUAAUGUCCCGUAGAAAUAAUUUCAGAUUCGUGAACCGAUCGAUUUUCUUGGAUCGAAGAUAACGAAAAAUGUCGAUGACGAAAUUUGCAGACGUAAACAACAUGCGGUGUUUUGCAUUCGAAUGGAACGAAAGCAAAAUUUUUCGUUCCGUGCAAUCGCGUUUACGAUAAAUUAAUCAAACACGAAUCUUCUCUCAUCGAUCUUCGCGAUCUUCCACCUCUUUAAAACCGUCCGUCCCAAUGAACAGGGAAACAGGAAGAUCGAAACGCACGCAUCUCCGACCAUUACCGUAUAUCCAUACUGUAAAAACCGUAAAAAAUCGUAACCGUUUCUCGGAGAGAAGUCGAGUUCGAAUCGCAGAAAAUCGACGAUGAUGAAAAGAUGGAACGGAACGAAGAGGCGAGAAGUGGUUUAACAACCCUUGUGCAGCACCCUCGAAUGGCCCCUCUCCCUCCUCUCUCCCCCGAUAACGUCCGAUAACGAGAGAGGAACGCGUGGAAGAAAUGGAAAAACGAAGGAAGUUUCGGGCGAGGACGUCGGACGAUCGGGCGUGUGGGAUGGAAGAAGAUGGGCCUGGGGGGCGCGGGGAGGCAUGGGCAGAGGUGCCGAAUCGACAAACGUCAGGUACAUCGAAAUAAGAACGGAAUAAAGCGGUGGCCUGGCGUGGAUGGGAGCGUAGCCGGUCUCACGAGGUGCUCGUUGGACUGGAGGCGCACCACCUUGCUGCCAGAAAACCCGAUGGCACCUUAAGAAGAGAAGUCAAGGGCAAGAAGCGUCCCUUCGUUGCCCGGUCUGGCCCAGCUUGGGCCCUACUUGGACCCCACUCCGCGACACGUCGUGCCCCCACCCCCUCCCCGCACCUCCCCUCUGAGUAUCCUCUGUGUAGAGGAUCCCCUGCUCUCUCCAGCCCCUUCACCUCCUUCUGGAUCUCCCUCCCUUCCCCUCCCAUACCUUCUAUCAUCCUUCCGUUCCGCUCCCUCCACCUUUCCAGCCCUUCUUCUUCGGGCUCUCCCGUUCCACACACGAACGCCUCCAAGAGUUGGAGAGUUGGCUCUCUCGGUGCUUUCUUGAAAUUCGUCUCUCUACCAGCAGUAGCAGCACCAGCAGCACCAGCAACACACCGGGUUGUGUUAUAUACACUUACGACAGAGUACGACAGAGAGACCAACCUCUCCUCCCCCUUUCGUCUCAACACGAAUCCAUAUGUAUGGGGUGUGUGGCGACGCAAAUGUGCUGACUACAUUACGCCGCUAUAUAAGAUAGCCGACCAACCAUCCUAUCCCCACAGACCGAGCCAGAUCGGCAGACCGUUCACAGACGGACCAACGAACCGAUCUACCGAUACAGACACGGGCACGCAUCAUUUUUUUUUUUCGUUUAUCGGGACCGGCCACGGAUCGAUCGCGAAUCCACCGAUAAUCCAUCAAUCCCGUUCCACUCGUUGAUCGUCGAUCGUUCGUGAUCGUCGUGGGAUCACGAUCACGAGCCAAUCGCCGGGGUGACGUCGGAUUAUUUUUUUUUUUUUCUUUUUUCUCUCCUUCUUUUACCACCAACCAUCUCUUACCACCAACUUUCCUCUCUAUCUCUCUCGCUCGUCAACCGAUCGACCAAGGCCAAACGCACGGCUACGAUUCCGACAACGAGCAAAAAAAUUCUUCCCGCAACUUCUUUCCGCGAAUUGCACGAUCGCGAUUUUUUGGCAAAUUGGCACGUGGUGAAACGAGACCGUACCGAAACCAGAGCUUUCCGUUCGUCGAAAUUUUCGGUCACAGAGAAUAAUAGGUCGCCUUCUCGCGAUCCAGGUACCCUAGGUCGGUACCUACCGCGAAAAGGGGAAGAGAAAGAGAAAAGAAAGAGAGGCCACGAAAUCCCAUCUUUGUGAGAAUCGUCAGUGAGUGCAUCGGCGAAGGGGCGUCGAGAGGAGCGUGGAAAGCAUCGAAGAUGAUCCCUUUGACAGCCACCACGUGCUUCCUAAUCGCUAUCACGUUCCUGGCACUCGCCCUCAUCCUGUUGGAUCACCUAAGGUCCAAGAAGACGACGAAGAACGUCGUGUUGGGUGACGACCAACACGCCCUACCAGAACCACCUGGACCCAAACCGUGGCCGAUUCUUGGCUCCCUUCAUAUCCUGGGACGCUACGACGUACCCUACAAAGCUUUCGCUGACCUUGUUAGGGACUUCGACUGCCAGGUGAUCAAACUCAGGAUGGGAUCCGUGCCCUGCGUGGUCGUCAAUGGGCUGGAGAACAUCAAAGAAGUGCUCACCGUCAAGGGACACCACUUCGAUUCCAGGCCCAACUUUGCCAGAUAUCAUCUGCUCUUCGGUGGAAACAAGGAGAACUCCCUGGCAUUUUGCAACUGGUCGGAUGUGCAGAAAGCCCGAAGGGAGAUGCUUCGCGCGCACACCUUUCCCCGCGCCUUCUCCACGCGUUUCAACGAGCUGAACGGUAUAAUUGGCGAUGAGAUGGAGUUUAUGGUGAACCAUCUGGACUCCUUGUCGGGCACGAGCGUUCACGCGAAACCGUUGAUCCUCCAUUGCUGCGCCAACAUCUUCAUCACCUAUCUUUGCUCGAAGAACUUCCAUCUGGAGCACGACGGUUUCCGAAACAUGGUCGAGAACUUCGACAAGGUGUUCUUCGAGGUGAAUCAGGGAUACGCGGCCGACUUCCUCCCGUUUCUUAUGCCUCUUCACCACAGGAACAUGGCCAGAAUGGCGCACUGGAGCCACGAGAUCCGAAGAUUCGUCAUCAAGAACAUCAUUGCGGACAGAUUGAAGAGUUGGAACGACGUUGUGCCCGAAAAAGAUUACGUGGAUUGUCUGAUCAAUCACGUGAAGAGCGGGACAGAGCCCCAAAUGUCCUGGAACACGGCUCUCUUCGUCAUGGAAGACAUCAUCGGCGGGCACACGGCCAUUGGAAAUCUUCUGGUCAAAGUUUUAGGCUUCCUCGCAACGAGACCUGAGAUUCAGAGAUUGGCGCAGGAUGAGAUCGAUGCUCUCGGCCUCGCCGGCAACUUCGUAGGAUUGGAGUACAGAAGAUCCUUGCCUUUCGUCGAAGCCAUUAUCCUGGAAACUAUCAGGAUAAUCGCCAGCCCCAUUGUCCCUCACGUUGCCAAUCAAGAUAGUUCUAUCGCCGGUUUCAGAAUCAAGAAGGACACGUUCAUCUUUCUCAACAAUUACGAUCUGAACAUGUCCACCGAUCUGUGGACCAGCCCAGAGGAAUUCAUACCGGACAGAUUCGUGCAGAACGGAAGACUGUUAAAGCCUGAGCACUUUCUGCCUUUCGGCGGUGGUCGUAGAUCCUGCAUGGGCUAUAAACUGGUCCAAUACGUGAGUUUCGCGAUCUUGGCAAGCAUUCUGAAGAACUUCACGAUAACGUCUGUGCAAAAGGAGGAUUACACGAUCCCUAUUGGAAACCUGGCUCUCCCCGAGAUGACUUACAAAUUUCGAUUCGAGCGGCGGUAGGGCCUGAAUUAGGGCGUGAACAACGUUGUAAGUUCUGGAGAAAAUAGGGACUGACCCACAAGGGAUUUCAAGGGUUGCUUCGACGAAGCUUCGAAGAGAGAGAGAAAGAGAGAGAGAGAGAGAGAAAGAGAGAGAGAGAGAGAAGGAGGAAGGAACCUCGACACAAGGCAAUCGAUACAAGGAUGGAUCGUUGGAUGAACGAACGAUUCUUGAGAGAACAUUCAAGGAAGGAGAUUCAGAAGCGAAGAGAGAUCAGCUGAAGAGAGGCUUCUGAUUUGUUUUUUUUCUUCUUCUUCUUCUUUUUUUUUUUUUUUUAGACAAAGCUUUAUAAGAAGGUCGAAUAACCUUAAUGAUAAUAAGGGUGAGAAACGAGGAUUCGGCCUUCGUCAGCAACGAGAGCUUUACUGACAUUACUAGAUGGUUAAGAUAGUAAAAUUGUUGAUCGUCCGCCGACGAGUGGAACACUCCGCCGCCCCCUCUUUUUUUUUCCUGAAAAAACGGUUCGUAGACGAUCAUCCGCGAUAUCAGGAGAGAAAACUUGGACUGAAAAGAAGAGGACUCCGAGAAUUCCGCGCUGACGGGAUGCUGCUGCGAGAGAAACAUUGUCCUUGUCAGAGAGAACAGCUUAGGUAAAUCGUAAUCUUACGAUGCCAUCUUUUUGUUCUUUCUUUCUUAUUAGAAUCAUCGUGCUUGCGCGUACUUUCCUUAAUGGAAAUGGAAAAAUGAAAAAAAAAAAAAAAAAGAAAUAAUGAAAGGACGUCUGCGCGUUAUCGGAUACCGGUUGCAAAUAUCCGAAGAUUGUUUUCUCUCGUAAUCGAUGAUCCUUUGAUCGAUAUCGAUUUCGUUAUUUUUUUUUUUAGUAGUUUCUCUUCUUCUUUUCUCCACUUUCUUUUUUUUUUAAAUUUUUCUCACGCUAAAUCACGAGCCUUAUCGAUCGAUUUCGAGGGAAAACGAUAAAUCGGCCGAUGAUUCACCUGGAUCAAAAAUCAGCCGAGAUUCGCGGAAUUCGUCGCCUGUUUGAUCGAACGAUCACGUACACACGAUCUGUCGUCUGAUAACCUCGUUCGAAAGACGAGACCCGAGAACGUGAGCGGUAAGCACGCCGAAGACGAGACGAUUAGGAGAGAACGAAACGUCUCGCGGCCCCCAAAAAGGGUGAAAUUCCCCAACUCGAUCCGAUAUCCAUAUAUAUACAUAUAUAUAUAUAUAUAUGAUUUUUUCGCGGUAUAAUAUACACCGAAUACUCGAUCAAUAUCCGCAUCGACGUUGAUCCAAUAUUUGAUCCACAUGUGAAUUUCUACGCGGUUUUGGAGUUGUAAGUGUCGAAUACGAGUUAUUUGAAUGAAUGCACAGUUUCAGAACCGUUGUGAGAUCAGCUUCAUUUCUGUCUUGUUCAGCUUCUUUUCGGUGUUUUUUUUUUUUUAUGUAGAGAUCCAAUAUAUUUUUUAUUUAGAGCGAAUACCAAAGUAAUGAAAUGAAAUGAAUUAUUAUUACGUUAAGCUGUAUUUAUUAGCUGCAACUAGUCACGGUUCUAGUCUUUUCUUUUCUUUUUUUUUUUCUUUCAAACGAUCGUGGCUUAAUCAUGGACCAGCUAUGAAUAUUUUGAGUUUCCAAUGUUGGAGCAACGUUCGAACGAGAUAUAUAGCAUUCGAUCGGUUCGUUUGUUUUUCUUUCUUUUUGUCUUUUUCCUUUCUUUCUUUUUUUCUUUCAUACUUUCUUUCUUCCUUCCUUUCUUUUCGAAGGGAACAUCUCACUGAAGCGUACAACAUGUUAAAUUUGUUUAAUUUCCCUUCUUCUUUCCUUCUCAUCCUUCCUUCUUUUCUGAUUCCAUCCCUAUAUAUAUAUCUUCUCAUUCUUUCCUUAUCCUUUAGCGAAACAAAUAGAUCCAGUAUCCACCUUCUUUCGAAAUUACAAGACGAAAAAUAUAUUUGAAAUAUUAUAUAUUUGAAAUAAUAUAUAUGUUAUGAUGCAAGUGGUCGUUUGUAAGGGGUGGAUAAAAUGAAUACGAACGAGUCUCGAGUAAGACGAAAAAUUAUAUUGAUUAUAAAAAAAAAAUGACUGAUUAAAUGAUUUUUCUCAAAAGAGAAAAAUCGUUCUCCCGCGAGCCACAUAACUCGCAUUAUAUAGUAAUAGUAAUAAUUUAUUUCCGCUAUUAAGCAUCGAUUCUUAUUAUUAUUACCAUUAUCAUCAUCAUCAUCAUCAUCAUCAUCACUAUUAUUAUUAUUAUAAUAAUAAUUAUUAUUAUCACUAUCGUUAUUAUUAUUAUUAUUAUUAUUAUUAUUAUUAUUAUUAUUACUAUUAUUAUUAUUAACAUUAUUAAUAUUAUUAUUAUUAUUAUUAUUGUUAUUAUUAUCAUCAUCAUUAUUAUUAUCAUUUUCAUUGUUAUUAUCAUUAUUAUUGUUAUCAUUAUCAUCAUCAUUAUUAUUAAUAUUAUAAUAUUAUUUUUGUUGUUGUUGCUGUUGUUAUUAAUAAUUAUUAUAUUAUUAUUAUUAUUAAUAUUUUUAUUAUUAUUAUUAUUAAUAUUUUUAUUACUAUUAUUAUUAUUAUUAUUACUAUUAUUAUUAUUAUUAUUGUUAUUGUUAUUGUUAUUAUUAUUAUUAUUAUAUUAUUUUUUUUGCGCUUGCUACUAUUAUCAUCACUAUUAUUAGUAAUUAGAAUUUUCAUCCCUUUUUUUUGUCAUCACAAAUCUCAAUCACCCCACAUAUCGCGCUUCCACGUCCGUACGUUAUUUUAUGUUUUGUUAUUUAAUUAUCGUGAUUGUUACUACAUUUGUUAAUUUAUUUUUAAGAUUUUAAUAAUAAAAAGCGACAAAUAA
This is a messenger RNA of Apis cerana (Asiatic honeybee), 12303 nucleotides long. RefSeq names its product cytochrome P450 307a1. Gene Ontology annotation, molecular function: heme binding; oxidoreductase activity, acting on paired donors, with incorporation or reduction of molecular oxygen; monooxygenase activity. Lineage: Eukaryota; Metazoa; Arthropoda; Insecta; Hymenoptera; Apidae. The record is from RefSeq and is a predicted model, not a curated record.